UCCAAGCCUCCAAUGAUAAAUUGGACAUUGGAGGGUAAGAAGGUGGGUUCGGUGCGGACUACAAUGAUUUUGAAGAAAUCGGAAGCCGCAAUCCACAUCUUACCGGAGCAAGAUGUGGCGAGGUAUGUUCACGAGGAGAUAAAGCCCAGUCCUACAACAGUGAAGGCUAAAGUUGAGGAGGAAGUUAGGGGUAAAAAAUCAUUGGGGAAGAAAAGAGUCCAAAAAGAGGACGAAGCUUAUGAAAAAUUGGUGAUGUUGAAUGAAGCCUAUGAGCAAGCACUUGUUGCUCGCGGCGUUGAUAUUUUGGCUAUUAAAGCCGAAACUGAGAAAAAAUUUGCUGAGGAGAAACGUAUAAGGCAAAACAAAGGAGAGCCACAAAUAGAUGAGGCAUUGAGUGAAGGUGAUCAAACCCGAGAGAUGGACAUUGAACUGGAGGAGCUUAUUUGUGAUAGUUCCCUUUGGUAUGUGACAAUUGUCUGCCUAUUGUGA
Molecule: messenger RNA, 489 nt
Organism: Asparagus officinalis (garden asparagus)
Lineage: Eukaryota; Viridiplantae; Streptophyta; Magnoliopsida; Asparagales; Asparagaceae
Exons: 4
Coding region: 13-489 (158 amino acids)
Source: RefSeq, a predicted model, not a curated record